Molecule: messenger RNA, 2220 nt
Organism: Penicillium verrucosum
Lineage: Eukaryota; Fungi; Ascomycota; Eurotiomycetes; Eurotiales; Aspergillaceae
Exons: 4
Coding region: 1-2220 (739 amino acids)
Source: RefSeq, a predicted model, not a curated record
AUGUUCGACAAUGUCUUGCUCGGACAUGAUGCCGAGUUGAGUCCGAUCCCCAGAAGCUAUCGAAGCUCCGAUCGCCUAAUUUACACCCUAUCCGAGGAAGACUCAGAGAGAGAGCCCCAAAGAAAAUCUCUAGAAUAUGAGCCGCGAUCGAAACAAGAAACAUUCGGUCGCCAAAGAAGGGGUCUUUUUAGAGGUUGGAAGUUCACGGCGUUUCUGGCUUUCACGUCGAACGUGGUCGUAUUCUUCUUCAAUGCGGGAUUUCUCAUUUAUUCAGCCACUAGUACUCGCAAUGGAGAUGGAAUGACUAUUGUGAAGGGAGAUUGUGACAAGGUGCACCGUUGGGCCAAAGCAAUGCACUGGUUAAUUAACGUGUUGGGUACUGGUGUACUAAGUGCAAGUAACUUCGGAAUGCAAUGCUUGAUAGCUCCGACUAGAAAGGAUGUCGAUAGGGCUCACAGAAAAGGCAGCUGGCUCGAUAUUGGCGUACCAAGUGUUCGAAAUCUAUUCCGUAUAUCUUGGAAACGUUCAUUUCUAUGGCUAUGUUUAUGUUUCUCGUCUCUUCCUUUCCAUCUGUUCUACAACUCCACCGUUUACUACAAGACCGCAGUCCCAGCAUACGAGGUAUUCGCUGGUCCUGGGUCCUUGCAUCAGAUGGAGUGGCCAGAUUUGCAGUUGAACUCCAUAUCCAAGACCUCGGACAAGGGCGACUCUCUCAAAACGUUCCUCCAGGCCGCAAAGAACGGGUCAUUACGCCAUUUGGACAGUGCUAGUUGUGUCGCUGCCUUUGCACAGACUUACCAAGCAUCAUAUAGCAAGCUUCUCUUGGCAACGGAAUAUGCCCAGGAUAAUAAUUCAUACACACUCGUCUACACGAACCCUGUGUACCAGCCCAAAGAUAAUAGCAUCGAGAAACCUAUGCUUCCCUACCCAUGGGUCUGCCCCUCAGAUGGUGGUUCACAGCAAGUCUGCAAGGAGAACGGAACUCCUGCUGUUCAUAAAUGGGCUGAAAACAAAAAUUGGACCGUGAAUGUCCAGCCGGGCUAUAUGACAUCCGCUACACUGUCUGGCAGAACCAGCAACGCAGCAUUGCAGCCUGCAGUAUUCGCCUCCAUCGAUGGUCGCCGUCAUUGUUGCCAAUCUCGUGAAGACAGUAAUCCUGUUAUACAUAUGGCUUGGAAUGCCUCUCCCCCUCUCCUGACUGUCGGUGAUGGAAUUGCCUCUUUCCUACGCCGCAGUGAUCUCUACUCACUGGGCAUGUGUUUGCCAUCUGACGGCAGCGCAAUAUACACACACCCGGUUUACGCGAAACUUCCGUCACUCAAAAACAGAAAAUUGCGUCAUCCUGCCGUGUACACUGGUAAACGGAGACGAUGGGGCUCUAGUAUCUCUACUCGUUGGGGAUUUUUUAUUUUUUGGUGCGUUCCGUCCUUGUGGUUGCUAUCUAUCAUAGCUGGACUCGUUAUGCUUAAGUUUGGAUUGUCUAACACAAUCGGUAUAGACAUUUGGAAGACAAAGCUCGGAGACAUCAAUUCGCAAACAAUCAUCAGCACUGGUGAUAGUCAAGGAUUCGUCACCAACUCGAUCACGGCCAAUCUGCCACAACUCAUCUUUUCAUUCCUUUACGUGGCAUACAACAGUAUCUUGACCUCGAUGUGUCUUUCCGCCGAAUGGAGCCGCUUCGGCUCCCACCGCAAGGGCCUCCGCGUCUCUCAUAACCCUAGAUUAUCCCAGCGAAGCAAUUAUUUCCUUUCCCUCCCGUACCGCUAUGCAGUGCCACUCAUGGCGACCUCGGCUGUUCUCCACUGGCUUGUUUCACAGAGUCUGUUCAUCAUUGCUAUUGAAGCGUACAACACGCAUAUGGAAAGGGACCCCCUGCACGACGUGUAUGCCUGUGGGUAUUCGCCCCUAGCCAUUGUGAUUGCGACUUCAAUAGGAGCUGUCAUGUUUAUUUGUUUGAUCGGUUUAAGUCUCCGGCAGUUUGAAUCGACGAUGCCAGUGGCGGGGAGCUGCAGCUUGGCCAUUGCUGCGGCGUGUCAUCCCGGAUACAACCCUAAUGUGGAUAAGCCUGAACCUGUGGAGAUGGAGUCCGAAGACGAGGAGAAGGAUAUGGCUUUAUUGCCUCUUCAAUGGGGGUCGGUUUCGAUUGAUGGUCCUAUAGGGCACUGUAGCUUUACUUCUGGGGAUGUCCAUCCUCCCGAGAAGGGCCAGAAAUACCAAUAA